This is a messenger RNA of Argiope bruennichi, 3807 nucleotides long. Its product is annotated as nose resistant to fluoxetine protein 6-like. NCBI's taxonomy places the organism in Eukaryota, Metazoa, Arthropoda, Arachnida, Araneae, Araneidae. Gene Ontology annotation, molecular function: acyltransferase activity, transferring groups other than amino-acyl groups. Bases 328 to 2562 code for a protein of 744 amino acids. The record is from RefSeq and is a predicted model, not a curated record. The transcript is spliced from 15 exons.
GUGCGCUGUGUUUCGAUUUUCUCAAAAUCGUCUGCUAUUGUGCUUAACCCAGAGUGAACAAAAUUAUUACACUUGUCUGUUUCGGUCAGAUACAAAAGGGAAUUUAAACUAUUUUUAUUAGAAUUACUUUUUUGUAAUAAUACAGUUGAAACGAAUUUUUCUAUAUUUCCGUAUCUUAAGUAAUCGGAUUGAGCAACUUCUUUCACAAUCAUUUAUAAGAAAGAUAAAUAACAAUGUCAUUUGUUGUGUGGCGCAGUAAUUAGACCGUUUUCUGACGUUAAUAUAGGCCUUGCAUAUUGUUGUCAAUCUUUAAUAUAUUGCUCAAAAAUGUAUUUGGACACUAAAACGUUAAUUAUUUUGCUUAUACUUUAUUUAAAUAAUUUUGCGUUUGCUUAUAACGAAGGAAGUGAGACAGAUUUUCAGUUCACUAAAAUAAUUCAAAAAUCAGCAGAACACAUUCAUGUGUUGGAAAAUUUAAAAUUAGCUUCUGAAGAGGAUAAAAAUAUUUUAAAAGAAUUCGAAGCUUCAGUCCCAAAGAACAUUUAUCCAAUAUUAAUAGAUUUGUUUGCAAAAACCUCGAUCAAAUGUUGGCGAGACUUGAUAUACCUUUUUGAAAAUAUUAAAUCUCCUGAUGGCUGGUCCCUAAAAAUGUUGGAUGCUUAUGGGAAACCAGAAAGUGGAAUUUUAUUAGGCAAUUUAAAAUGGAUUGGAGAAUAUGAUGAAUGUCUAAGUAGUUUUGCACCUCCAAAGAAAAAUACUACUGUAGGAAAUUAUCAUGGAAAAUAUUGUACACUUCAAGUUCCUCUGAAGCAGGGAGAUAUGCCCUUGCCUCUAGUUAUAGCUGUAUGUUUGCCUGAAUCCUGUAAUCCAAAUGGACGCAUCUUGAGUAGUGUAACAAAUUUGAAAUUGAAUGGUUCUCUCCCAAAUUUUGAUGAUAGAAUAGACAGUGCACUGAGUAAUACUACUCUGACCUGCAAACCUUCAUCAAAGAAAUUAACUACUGCUGCCAUCGUUGUGAUAUCUUUGAUGUCCUUAUUUCUUCUUCUGGCUAUAAUAGGUAGCUCUAUAACAGUUUUUGAAUACUAUGCAAAAGAAAAUACUACCAAGUUUACCAUUUUUAGAACAGAUGAUACUGACAAACUUUCAAUAAAUGGAGAUAUCGAGAGUACUUCUACUGCAGAUUCUGAUGUAUUUUUGGUUGAUACUGGAAGCUUAGUUACAUUACCAUACUGUGUAGAAAAAUGCAAGCCUUUUCUCAAUUGCUUUUGCAUAUUUACUAAUGGAGAGAAAAUAUUAAACACUUCUAGAGCUGAAGGACAGCUUCCUUGUCUGCAUGGAAUUCGUUUCUUGAGUAUGACUUGGAUUAUCGUUUGCCAUUCUUAUGCAUUUGUUUUUCUUGUUGUUAGAAAUUUGGCUGAGACUAUUGAUUAUGUUGACCACUGGCUGUUUCAAAUAAUUCUGAAUGGUUUUUAUUCUGUUGAUUCUUUCUUUUUACUCAGUGGGUUUUUAGUUGCAUAUAUAUUCUUUCAACAAGUGCCUAAAAAUGAUGGCAAAAUACCAUGGUUUUAUUUCUAUGUGCAUCGUUAUAUAAGGCUAACACCAGCAUACAUGAUGAUUAUAGCAUUUUGGACCACUAUUUAUCCAUAUUUAAGCUCUGGUCCUCUAUCACUUGAUGUUGAUAUUGAUUACAACUGCAAAACUAAUUGGUGGUGGAAUUUACUUUACAUCAACAAUUUCCAGUCGACAGCUGAUCAGUGUAUGGGGUGGUCUUGGUAUUUGGCAAAUGAUAUGCAGUUUUAUAUCAUCAGCCCUUUGUUAUUAGUUACUUUAUGGAGAUGGCCCAAGAUUGGAUAUUCAAUAUUAGGGCUGUUAUUUAGCAUAACGCUUAUAUCAAGUUUUGUUAUCUCCUAUGAAUACAAUUUGAUACCUGGCUUAGAGAAUAUUGUUGAUGAAGCAAAAAAGGGUGCAGACUAUAUGGAGCGGUGGACAAAUUUUUUUGAUAAACUUUAUAUUAAACCCUAUACUAGAGUGGGUCCCUACUUAAUAGGAAUUCUCUUGGCUUAUUAUUUGCAUAAAAGAAAACAAUACAAUGCCACCAAGCUGAACUUGAUAACCUUAUUAGUUGGGUGGAUGAUUGCAUCUGGUAUUACAUUAGCCUGUGUGUUUGGCCUUUAUCAUCAAAAACUCACCCUGGUGGGAUCUUCAUUUUACAAUGCCUUAAGCCAUGUAGGGUUUGCAUUGGGAUUGGCAUGGGUUAUUUUUGUAUGCAUUAUUGGUCAGGCAGGUGUAAUAAAUAGCAUCCUUUCAUGGAAAGCAUGGAUUCCUCUGAGUCGUCUGACUUAUUGUGCUUACCUUAUUCAUCCAAUUGUGUUAUUUGGAUAUUAUAGUUCUGUGAAGCGAUUGGUUGAAUUCAAUCAUAUUAACAUGGUAAUGUUUUAUUUAGGUUUUCUAAUAGUUUCCUACAGUGCUGCUGGGAUAGCAUCAUUGUUAUUUGAAUCACCUGUGAUAAGAUUAGAAAGACUACUAAGGGAUAAGUUAAAUUCCAGAAGACAUACUUCAUGAAACUUACAGAAAGGAAAUGAGAAAUAGUUUAUUUUAAAUUACAUUGAUUUCUUAUUUGAUUGAAUAUUUUGUAUGUUGGUUAUUAUUAAAUUAGUUCAUAAUUUAAGUUAAUAGUUAAUAAUAACUUUUAGGAAGGAAAAAAAAUCUAUGAACAUUUGUUCAGCAUUUUUUUUGUUUUGUUUUCAGAUUGUUGUAAAUCUAUGCAACAGUUUGAAGAAUAGCAUUUAAACUAUUUAAUUCUUUUUUUAUUAUUUAGUGACCGUAUCUCUUAUUCUAAUUAAUGGUUGUCUUUUGAUUGUUUUAAGUCUAAUGUUUACAUAUCACUUUAAUAUUUUCAUAUAUAGAUAAUUUUAGAUAGCAUUGUACAUAUGUUGAUUUAAUAUAUAUGUUAUUUAUAAAUGUUGGUAUUUGUAUUAGAAGAAAUUUAAUAGAUAUUUUGAAUCUAUAGAAGAAAAACCUCAUGUCUGGUACAAUGUUUUUUUUCUUCUUGCAAUAACAAUAAUAAAAGAUUUUAAAUAAUUAAUAUUUCUCCAUUGCACACAUGAAAAUUUUGUUAUUUUUCUAAGGAGACAUGAUUAUUGUUUACUUUAUAUAAAUCUUUUAUUCUCUAUACUUAUUUUUUACACCAUUCAUUUAAUAAUAAAGCAUUUGUUUUUCUUAUUUAUUUACAUGGUUCUGUUUUUCGACAUGCAGUUAUUUAGAGGUAAAAAUUAUUUCUGUCUAGGCAUUUAUUUUUCGAAAUUUUCUAAUUCAUGUUAAGGUCAUGUAACUUUGAACCUUUUUAAUGCUAGAAAUGCUUGUCACAAUGAUAUCAUUUUAAACUGGUUCAAGACAGUAUUUCUGUGUUACAUAUCAUUUUUUUUUUUUUUAGUUUAUAUAUUAUAGUUAGAAAAAUCAUUGCAAUAAACAUAAUUUUCAGUCUGAUAAUUAUGUUUUACGGUAGAAUCUUAUAAAUUAUAUCCAAUAUUGUCAUUAUGUUACUAGUUUGUUUCGAUAAUUUGUAUUUUUGAUCCAUUUCAAUUGUUAGAUUCAAUAAAAUUAAAUUAUUUUAUAUAAUAUAUUUUUUUUUCCUUCUAUAUGGCCAGUCAUUUCUAUUUACCUCCUAGUAGAUAUUAUCAAAUAAUUGAAUACUGAAUUGCAAGUAAAUAAUGAUGAAUGUGUUUAUAUUUUCUAUGUUUAUUGCUUUUAUUUUUUCUGUGCCAAAUUUUGCACCUAUGAAUUUCUUAUUAAUGUAUUAAUUUUUCA